UCACUUGGUAACAGUUAUAUUAGAAUAGUCAGAAGCUGUAGCCAUGCUUGUCGAAACGGUCGCCUCGCUGUCGUGUUACAAUGCAACCGCCUACCUGUUGGAGGCACUUUUUCUGAGCACAUGUCUUGCAAACUGUGGUAUUACUUCGAUAAAAGAUGGAGCGAUUCCUGCGGGCGAAGACUGGAUACGUCCGGAAACGACGAUACCUCAGGGAACACUCAGAGGUAUAAACAUGGUCACACACCACGGUAGAAGAUUCUUCGCCUUCAAGGGAAUCCCGUUUGCUGAGCCGCCGGUUGGGGAUCUUAGGUUUAAGCAAGCUGUACCGGCUGGUCCUUGGAAUGGGAUUCUAGACGCUGGCAGUAAUCCCAACGCGUGCAUUCAACGGGAAUACGAGCUCUUUGGGGACGAAGACUGCCUUUAUCUCAAUAUUUAUACUCCACGGAUUCCGACGGCCAAAAAUUCGACGUUACUGCCAGUGAUGGUCUACAUGUAUGGUGGACAAUUCAAAUUUGGAACGAGCACUCCUGAGCGAUGGAGUCCCCGGUUCCUCCUUGAUAAGGACGUAGUGCUCCUCGUCCCCAAUUAUCGUUUCGGAAUACUAGGAUUUCUGACUACGGGUGACGAAGUAUCACCGGGAAACAAUCAACUGAAAGACAUAGUUCAAGCUUUGAAAUGGACCCAAGAAAACAUCAAGUAUUUUGGUGGUGAUCCCGAUCAAGUCACAAUCUUCGGUGGAAGUUCGGGUGCCAAUAACGUCCAAUUCUUAACGUUAUCUCCUUUGACAAAAGGACUCUUUCACAGGUACAUGACACAUAGCGGAACAGCAAUCACCCCAAUAGCUCCAGAACCGUGGUCGGUGGCUGCCCAUCGCGUAACUAAGUUGGGCGAAUACCUUGGUUGUUCAACCGAUACGUCGACCAUCCUUCUCGAUUGUCUGAGAAGUUUCAACGGGUCGUAUCUGUACGAUACCGAGAUCGUGCUGAGGGAAAUGAAAUUAUUCACUUUCAUGGGCUGGAUUCCAGUAAUCGAGCCUGAUGUAGAAGGCGCGUUGCUUACGGAUACUCCGGCGAAUCUUCUCGCCGCCGACAAAAAACGUGAUAUACCUUGGGUGUCCCUUGUCACUCGGGAUGAAGGAAUUGUUGUUACAGCAGAGUAUUACGACAGGCCAGAUCUUGCUGAGGGAUUCUUAAACAACAUCGAGUUUUUCUUGCUGAAAAUAUUCAAACAUGACACUUGGGCACCUGAUGCAGCAGCCUACACUGCUGCUCUUAAGUCGUUCUAUAACUUAAACGAUCCAACUGCUGACAGAAAAUCGCUGCUGAUUAACUUGACGAAACUUAUAACUGACGCUUUGUAUAUUUAUCCUGCCUAUCAAGAAGUUGAGCAGCAUGCAGCACAUGCAGCGUACAAGAAUCCGGUUUACCUAUGCACUUUUGACUACAGAGGUGCUUUCAGCUACAGCUACAAAUUUAGUCACGGUAACACAGAGGAUUGGGGUGCGUCGCACGGUGACGAGCUGAUUUAUCUCCUUCCUGGACCAAAGGAAAUGUUUGGACCUCCAGGCACUGAAUUCACUGAAACUGACUUGAGAAUUGUUGAUGCAAUGGUAGAGCUAUGGACGUCGUUUGCUACGAAUGGGUUGCCGACUACUGCAGCUCUGAAUGGCAACGUGAUUUGGGAACCAUACUCAUCGGGUAAAAAAUAUCUUCAGAUCGGAAAUGGAUCCGAUGCUAGAGUUGAGGUUAAAAGUGGUUUUCACGAAGAGCGAAUGCGGUUUUGGGAAAAGUUCUACGCUGGUACAUUAUAGAUUCAGAUAUCACAGCCGCUCAUCCAUACCCUUGAUUUUUUUAUUUGAAGUAUUGAAUCACAGGCUACUCGUAAGGGGGAAUGAAAGGGAUGUGGAGAUGAUAUAAUCAUGGGAUGCCCACUUUGACUUGCGUAAUUGAGUUAUGAUACAUAUUAUAUCCUGACUGAUUUUAAAAUGAAUAUUAAAAAUGAUCCACACUAUACGUAUAGUCGUUGAAAACUCGCGUCACAGGCCUCAGGAUGCAAAUAUGAAAACAUUGCUUCGUGUUGGCCCCCACCACCUUCCAAGCAAC
Molecule: messenger RNA, 2102 nt
Organism: Diprion similis
Lineage: Eukaryota; Metazoa; Arthropoda; Insecta; Hymenoptera; Diprionidae
Product: esterase E4-like
Exons: 7
Coding region: 44-1810 (588 amino acids)
Source: RefSeq, a predicted model, not a curated record